CCCGAACCACUUGUAUUCAGAGGACUCGAGUUUUGACAUCACCUGCAUUCCAUAGGAUCAUAAAUCAUAUCAGCUCACGUUCGGGGCUAUGGAUGCAUGCUACUACAAGGCGUAUUCUAAAACUGAGCGCUGUCCCUGGCAAGUCUAUCGAUCUGGUCUUCCACUCACUCCGUCGUCAUCACCCUUUCAUGAAAUGUAUGGCCAUCUCUCAGAUCCUAUUCGGGUCUUCAGCAUCUCUGGCGAGUUUUCUGGAAACUUAAUUCCGCUAAGUGAGGAUGCACUCCAAGCUCGACGGAUGAUGGAGGAGGGGCUGAAUGAACUGCGCAGUAAGCCCCACCGAUACAGAAUAAAUAAUGAUUACAAUGCCGAGUUCGCCCAGCACGAUGUUCGCAACGGCAUCGUGACUUGUACGACACUCUCCCAAGAUGGCUGUUUCAUCGCACUUGGUUUUGGCAGCGGUGUUAUCGAGGUUGCCAACAUCCAUCAUCAGAAGACGGUUUCUCGGUUUCAAUGCAGCACGCCCGAUCCCCCAGUCUGGAUUGAAUUCUGUCAUGGCAAUCACAAGAUAGUGACUGAGGAUAGGAACGGAAGGAUCAACAUCCUCAACCAUGAUACGCAAUCAGUAAACCUUGGUACACUCCCCUGCGGUCAUUCCCCUGCUGUGACUACGAUAUCUCAUAGUGGAUCCAUCAUCAUACGAGCCCCAACGAGUCUUGAUGACGAUUGGCACAAGAGCAUGACGCUCCUGCACGUUACAGGUGACCCAUCUAUUCAGCCUCUUGUAUCACCUUCAUGUGCUCCUUUCACACCUUCCGUGCCUUCCACUCCUCAACGCCACACGCUUGGAUUCUCGCCUAAAGAUCGAUAUGUUGGUGCAUACGAUAAGAACCACGCUUUCGUCUGGUCAACAGAUUCAGGCGAGUUAAUCACUCAAUAUCACAUACCAGAUUCCGCGACUUGGAUCCUCAAUACCGGUAUUGUUCCCACCUGCUCGCAUCUCAUCCCUGAGCCUGUACUUCCCGAGUCCGUCACUCCUUCGUCCUUGGAUGGGAACGUAACUCAUGCACAAAAUUCGGAGUCAGAUUCAGGGCACAAGUCGGAUGAGUCCUGGCUGAAGUGUACCUUUUAUGACCUCUCGCCUAGCGUGAAGGACAAAGGCAUGUGCGAUGAAGUAUAUUCUUCAGCAGCGGGAAGAGUUCCAUUGAUUAAAGACAGCAAAGUCUGGUUCAAUGGAAGAAUCGAAUUCAUCAUCCCACCAAGUUACAGUCCUCUUUGGCAGACCCGAUACAUUAAUGAAGAAGCCUGGUAUGGUGAUCGAACGCCGUAUAGCAACGCACCUUACCUUCCGCAAGCUAGCAAAGAUGGAACCCGAUGGGUGACCCAAGGCAAGAUGAGAGCCCCGAUCGUCAUUGACAUCAGCCAAGUUGUUUAGUGUUUUGCUGGAUACCUAGCAAUUAUAUUCUUCGCUCCAGAAUCGCUCUGAUAUUGUGGGAAUGUGUAUGUAGCCACAUUGGAGCACUUGUAAUUCAAGAUCGGUGUUGUCAAGCCACUGUACGCGGAAAAGUAUGAAGGGAUGACAAAAAAAGGGGUCUGGCUUUUCAGGACUGGUAAAGCAGCUGCAUUGAAGCACACUUGAUCCUCUCUUUCACGGAACCACCCCAAUUACAUAAAACGCACCCUACCCCAUGAUAAAACCAUCAUUAUGUUUAUCGGACUUCUAUCGGGACCAUCAUCGACAGUGGUU
Cantharellus anzutake is the source of this 1744-nucleotide messenger RNA. RefSeq lists its product as uncharacterized. The transcript has a single exon. Lineage: Eukaryota; Fungi; Basidiomycota; Agaricomycetes; Cantharellales; Hydnaceae. Gene Ontology annotation, molecular function: protein binding. The coding region runs from base 89 to 1432 and encodes 447 amino acids. The record is from RefSeq and is a predicted model, not a curated record.